UAUGAUGUGGGCAAUAGUCUGAAUAACCUUGUCUAGUGUUCCUUCUAACCCACUGCCAGCAAGGCAUGCAGUGUUACAAAGUGGCCAUGUUUAUUUCUGAUGCCAAGAAACAAAGCUAGCUCUAGAAGUACAGUAGCUUACAGUAACACACAAAACUUGCAUACAAGUUGCAAAGACUUCCAUAUAGAGUUCACAUAGAUGGGGAGUAUGGCUUUCUUUGAGAGCUUUUUUGGGAAGUUUUCCAUUAGGGCUUGCCUGAAAUAUGUCAGAAAUAGUCUUUUUGUGGUGUAAACACAGAACAGUUCAGACAAAAAGGGAAGCUACUUUGUAGCCUGAUGGUGUAAUCAUAUGAACAUAAGGUUAUGUAGCCAUGUCUUAAAGUUUUUUUCUCAGUAUUUUGUGGCAAUCUAUUGGAGGAAGGCUUUUUAAAGUGACCAGAUGUGCUAAGGCUCUGUGAGUGGGAGAGGAGACAUGCAUUUGCUCUUGAUGCUUUUGUAUUUUCUAACCAAAUGAUAUCAAAUAGUUCUACAAAAGGAAUUUUUAUUUUAUAAGGAGAACUAGUUCAUGGAUAUUUCCAUCUUUUCUUUUGAGAUUCCUUAUUUUUAUGUGAAAAUGUCUUUUCUCCGUUAAAACUGCACUUGUAAAUAAGGUAAAACAGGUGGAAUUUCCAGCUUGGAAAGUUCCUUGGUGGCAAGUUCCUGGGAAGUGUACAGGGAAGGUGUUAGGCUGCUAGUACCAACUGCUGCAGGGUGAUACAUCUUGGUGAUGCUGUGCUUGGACCAUAGUGGUGUGCAUUUGUAAGGCAGAGCAUCUAAGCCAUGUGCCCAUUGUUAAAAAGGAAGAGUAUUCCUGGAAGUUGGGGUAACUUGAGGGGGAGCUGACUUCUUGAGUGCAGAUAUAGGGAGUAAUGGAGACUGGGGGGGGGGAAGAGAAAAGCAUCUUCAUAAUGCGGUUCUUCACGGAGAGCUGCACUGAGGGGGGGGGGGGAAAGUGUGCUGGGCUUCAGUGGCAGGAGAUGAAGCAGGUAGUGACAGGUGUGAUACCUUUUGCUCUCCGGUCCCUGUAGGUAAAUUUCUGGUUUGGGGAAAAUUAGAAGUUAUUAGUUUAAAAGAAACUGGCCCUUCAAAUGGCCAGGUGACUGCUUAGGCCCUAGCUUUUCUAAGUAGAAGAACUUGCAUAGCAGGCCUUUGCUAUUCAUCUUCUAAAUGACGCUCCAUGCUGUCCCCAAGGGUUUCAGCAGGCUGAUACAGUAAGGGUUUAUUGGCAUCUACUUCUCUGAUAGAGGAGGGCUUCUGAGGAGAGGAGGUAUUCAUCCCAGUCAUCCCAGAGAGCUUAUCAGGCUAGAGUCUGUAAUAUCAAUCCUGUAGGCAAUAAGCAGUACAAAACAGUCCAUCUUUGUGAGGAUGGGGAAAGCAAGACAUUUGUCUUAGUGGCUUCCUGUGCAUUUUGAUAACUUUAUCUGUUCAUCUAAGUAAGAGCUAUCUCUGGUAUUGCUGGUAAAGGAGGAGCAGGGUGGUAGAUGUUCUUAAAAUUCCUGUGCAGUGUCUGGUUGUGUAGGAGCUACAAGAAGGUGGCUGGCAGGGAGUGGAAAUAAGGGAUUGCAGGUUGUGAGUGUUAUGCAGAUGAAACCAUUAUUAUUCUGCAGUGGUGAGACUUUCAGAUUCUUCUCACUUGUGACCUUGGAGAGGAAAUCCUGAACAAAGGAAGCUGGCAAGUGGCAUGAAUUAGGGAACAGCAGUAAAUGCUAGGGAAUAUGGCCAGCCUGAGAGGAGUGGGUAUAACGAGGCUUGGCUUAAAAGCAGCAAGCUCAAGGUACAAAGAAAUUGAUGCUGUUGUGUGCCAUUUGGAGGUGGUGUUUGCACCCAAAACAACAUCAAUCAUUUCUUUAUAGCAAGUUUGUCUUUGAGCUCUGCUUUAAGAGAGUGACAGUGGAAAAGGGAAAUGUGUAGGAGACAAACAUAAGAAGCUCUUACAGACUGCAUGUUUUAAGAAAUUGUAUUGCCAGUCUAAGUCAUCUUUUCAAGAAAAAGCCCAGAUUGUCUCUUGGUUGUGGAAAAUAUUUUUUGUAGUCAAGUCACAACUGGAGUGAGAUAAUUUGACUUGGAUAGCAGAAGAAUUCUGGCAGACUGCUGACUUUCAUAGUAAUGAAGUCAUCUGUCAGUACUUCACAAAGUAUUUCCAUAACUACCAAGCAAAAAAUUCAGUAACUUGUUGCUGUAGUGGAAGUACAGUGUUAAAUCAAUACUUCAUCUUUAAUUACUCUUUUUGUAGAAUUACUCCAUGUCUGUGUAUCUUGUUCGUCAGCUCACUUCAGCUAUGCUUUUGCAGAGGUUAAAAAUGAAAGGUAUCAGAAACCCCGAUCAUUCCAGAGCACUAAUUAAAGAAAAACUAACAGCAGAUCCUGAUAGUGAGAUUGCCACAACCAGUCUGCGGGUUUCUCUGAUGUGUCCUCUGGGAAAAAUGAGACUGACAAUCCCAUGUCGGGCUGUUACUUGCACACACCUGCAAUGUUUUGAUGCUGCUCUUUAUCUUCAAAUGAAUGAGAAGAAGCCUACCUGGAUCUGUCCUGUCUGUGAUAAGAAGGCAGCUUAUGAGAGCCUAAUACUAGAUGGGCUCUUUAUGGAAAUCCUUAAUGAAUGUUCAGAUGUGGAUGAGAUUAAAUUCCAAGAAGAUGGUUCCUGGUGCCCCAUGAGGCCUAAAAAAGAUGCUGUGAAAGUUUCAAGUCCACAGUGCACCAAAAUAGAAAGUUCCAGUGUUGUUAGCAAACCAUGUUCUGUGACAGUGGCCAACGAGGUAAACAAGAAGAAAGUUGAUGUGAUUGACUUGACAAUUGAAAGCUCUUCUGACGAAGAUGAUGAUCCUCCUGCCAAAAGGAAGUGCAUAUUUAUGUCUGAAACACAAGGAAGCCCAACCAAAGGGGUUCUCAUGUAUCAGCCAUCUACUGUCAGAGUGUCCAGCGUGACAACAGCUGAUACUGCUGCUAUUCCUCCUUCGUUAACAGACUACUCAGUGCCAUUCCAUCACCCACCAAUAUCUAGUAUUUCCUCGGACUUGCCAGGUAGGUGGUGGCUAUUUUUCAUGUGCAUUCUGACAGCCUUAUUAAAUAUGUGGGGUGGGUAAAAAAAAAUAAAUGGAGAUCAAGUUUUUUAAAUGGGACAAGACUGUAUGUAGUAUUGCACUGAUGUGAUGUCUAGACAAGUUUAGUACAAGCUGUCUUCCCAGUGUGAAACUAUGCUUCAACAAUGAUGUGAAAAACCUUGCUUCUGGGGUACGCCCUGACACUGGCACUCUGGAACGGCAGCCAGAAACACUUCUUGCUGUAUUCAGUUAGACUUUAUGUAAACAUCCAAUUGUUAUGCGUGGUAGAUCUGA
Messenger RNA from Oxyura jamaicensis (ruddy duck), 3372 nucleotides. Its product is annotated as E3 SUMO-protein ligase PIAS2-like. The record is from RefSeq and is a predicted model, not a curated record. Gene Ontology annotation, biological process: protein sumoylation; regulation of transcription by RNA polymerase II. Lineage: Eukaryota; Metazoa; Chordata; Aves; Anseriformes; Anatidae. Gene Ontology annotation, molecular function: zinc ion binding; transcription coregulator activity; SUMO ligase activity. The coding region runs from base 2281 to 3120 and encodes 279 amino acids. The transcript has 7 exons.